Molecule: messenger RNA, 222 nt
Organism: Protopolystoma xenopodis
Lineage: Eukaryota; Metazoa; Platyhelminthes; Monogenea; Polystomatidea; Polystomatidae
Source: the annotation of a GenBank genome assembly
AUGGGCCUACAGGUCUCUCUCAGGCGCUACCGCAACACAAAAUCUUGUAAUAGCGCGAUCUGGAGAGAAGGUUAUGAGCUGGCAAAAAUCGAGAAAUUGAUUGGUUCACCUGAAAAACCUCUAUCAGAUUUGGGUCGUCUAAGUUAUCGUAGCUAUUGGGAAUACGUUAUAUUUUCUUAUCUCCACAAUCACCCUAGCAGUUCAAUACAGGAGAUCAGGUAA